AUGAUAUGGGAUUGUUUUUAGUCGGAACUGGCACAUCAUGUUCUGGAAUUAACAUGCUAUCAAAUGUUGGCUUAUCAACUACUUAUCGUUCAUUAAUUAACAAAAUGAAUAAAAUAGAAAAAGAUCAUGCUUUGAGUGUACUAGAAUAUUUAAAAAAAAAGAAAAUUAAUACCUUUAUUUUAAAUAUAGAUGACUAUCAUGACAUACACCAAUCAAGAAUGCCAAACACUACUUCAACUUCACAAGUUGCACAUAUGAUGACUAUGACAAUAAAUACUCCAAAUAUCCCUUCAAUUUAUUACUUAUCUCCAUCUGGAUUCAAAGUACAUAAUCCAAAUCUUGUAGACUCUAAUAUUCCAGAAAUGACUCUCUUACCUGAAAAAGAAUUAAUAAACACAUUAUCAAUUCACUCAUACAAUACCAACUGGAUUCAAGAAGAUAUGUAUAAUAUACGUACAAUGGAUUGUGUUAAGUUGAUUGAAUUUCAAGAGUUGAAUCUUAAAUCACUGGAUGAUUAUUUAAAAGCAGCAAAUUUUUUAUUUCAAUUUUCUGAAAUUCAAGAUUAUAUUCAAACAAAUAUAAUCCCAAUAUCAGCUGACUGGCCUGGCCAGUUAUAUAUUCAUGCAGAUGCAAUUCAUGAUGUAAGACAAGACGCAAUCAUGAUGCAAGACUC
Entrophospora candida is the source of this 673-nucleotide messenger RNA. The record is from the annotation of a GenBank genome assembly. NCBI's taxonomy places the organism in Eukaryota, Fungi, Glomeromycota, Glomeromycetes, Entrophosporales, Entrophosporaceae.